Gadus macrocephalus (Pacific cod) is the source of this 1823-nucleotide messenger RNA. RefSeq names its product docking protein 3-like. Lineage: Eukaryota; Metazoa; Chordata; Actinopteri; Gadiformes; Gadidae. Gene Ontology annotation, biological process: cell surface receptor protein tyrosine kinase signaling pathway; positive regulation of MAPK cascade. The record is from RefSeq and is a predicted model, not a curated record. Gene Ontology annotation, cellular component: cytoplasm. The transcript is spliced from 5 exons. The coding region runs from base 129 to 1520 and encodes 463 amino acids.
CGUGACAAAACUCUCGAUACAAACCAGUUCCUGCAAACGCACAGAAGAACAACAUUGCAUAUAGUAAUUAAUGUGAUCGCAGCCUAGUAUAUAAGUAGAAACGAAAGAAAAUCUUUCCACUUUGGAAAAUGAACGUUUUUAAAGAGGGUCUGCUUUACCUACACGGUGUCAAGUUUGGAAAGAAAACCUGGCGGAAAAUAUGGAUGAUCAUCCUCAAGCCCCAACCACUGGAGAUAGGGCGCCUGGAGGUCUACAGUUUGCCCGACGACACCAAUGUUGACAUGCUGCCCCCUGAGCAGGACAAAACCAAGCGACGGGUGGUGCUUUUGUCGGACUGUCUGGACAUCACCCUGGCCCCGGAGGAGGCCUGUCCCCCGGGCUGCACUGCCUUCUAUCUGGACACAACGUUGCGCACCUACACCCUGGCCUCCGAGGAUUGCCAAGAAUGGCUCCUGGCACUAUGUCAGCUUACCUUCCAGGAUCAUGGAGAAAAGAUUUCGUUGGAAGAAAAUAGUCUGCUGAUGAAGGACUGUGACCUCUACUCAGGUAUGGGUGAUCAACCAGAACAGUACAAUGUCACAGUUCUAGGCACCGUUGCAUCAGAGAGAUGUCUGCUUGCUGGAGAAUUCGUCUUCCUUCUGGACAUAGAGGCUGUGUUCCUAUUGGACAAGGAAACGGCUGACAUCAUAUACAGAUGGCCUUACAUGUUCUUGCGCCGAUUCGGAAUUGUCAAGGGGGGUUUCUGCAUCGAAGCAGGCCUGCAGUGUGACUCGGGAGAGGGGAUGUUCUCCUUCCUGUCUCCACAUGGUCAUCAGGUCUGCCAAGCCAUCGCCCGGCACUGCUUGACCAAGCAAGAGGCUAUGGGCUCCUCUACCCAAGAGUCAGAUUACGAUCAAGUCUCCCCUCCUCCACCCUCCUACGAGUCGGACACAGAACCACAGGUUUCCAACCACCCGGGCACCGCCUGUGUCGGGGCGGGGCCUGGUCUGGCCGACCAUUACUACGCCGAAGUAAACCUCCUCCCUCCAUCGGUCAACAGUCAACCAUCCCCCCAGCACCCCUCCCAUCUGCAACCGGGUAUGGAAGAGGAGGGUGAGUCCGGCCAGGGGCCGGGCCCCUGGGGUGGCUCGGGGGACGACGGCUACACCCGGGGGCCAGCGGCUGGGAUAAGGGUUGCGAUCGUGCCGGAGGGACUCGAAUCUAACUUUGUCUAUUCCCUUGUGAGCUGCUCCGAGUCGGAGUCUGACUCCUCCCUCUACGAGGCGCUGCCCUUCACGAGCAGCCCCACGCCAGCCCCCCCGUCGGCCCGGGCACCAGUAUCCGCGAAGCCCCCGCGCCGGGCCAGGCUCUUCUCCAAAGGGACCAAGAAGUCAAAGACCGCGGGGGGGCCUGUAGACCGCUCUCCUUCUGGUCCCAAGAAAGGGCCCACCCGGAGUUUCAAACAGAAGCUGUCAAAACUCAUUUCUUUAGACUUGGCAAAGUUCCAGUCGCGGAGACGCUUUGGAAAAGGCAAAUCUUGAUCUCCUUUUAUCACUGUUAGUGGGAGAAUUUUUCUCCUUAUAAAUAUGUAUCAUAUGUAUAAGAAGUGUUUUUUUCGUUAAGCUAUUCUACUGUAUUAUGGUGUUAUACAAAUUAAAUGUUUAGGCCUUAAGCACAUUCAUUUUAAAAUAUGAAAAGCUAGUUGGUGAUCUCUAGCUGUAACCUUAUCUAUUUACCCUGCAAUUUAAUUAGCUAAUAUUUGUAUAGGUGUGUCUUUAUAUUGAUCAUGUACAGAUUAAUGCUAUGAUUGUGGAUUUUUCCUUCGUAAAUGAUGUUUGUAUCUG